Messenger RNA from Phytophthora nicotianae INRA-310, 1693 nucleotides. Its product is annotated as methylmalonate-semialdehyde dehydrogenase (acylating). Bases 66 to 1583 code for a protein of 505 amino acids. Gene Ontology annotation, molecular function: malonate-semialdehyde dehydrogenase (acetylating, [NAD(P)+]) activity; methylmalonate-semialdehyde dehydrogenase (acylating, NAD+) activity. Gene Ontology annotation, biological process: L-valine catabolic process; thymine catabolic process. The record is from RefSeq and is a predicted model, not a curated record. The transcript is spliced from 4 exons. NCBI's taxonomy places the organism in Eukaryota, Oomycota, Peronosporomycetes, Peronosporales, Peronosporaceae.
AGUUAGUAAAAACCAGAUCUUAUCAUUCACCAAAACCGAAUUGAUCGAGAAGCUCCGAAUCCCCCAUGUCCGAGUCUCCCAGCAAGAAGCAGAAAGUGUCGGGCCCUCUGACGGCGCAUAACCUGAUCAACGGCGAGUUUGUGCCUCCGUCGGGCGACAAAUACCUCAACGUCAUCAGUCCGUCGACCGGUCGGGUGAUCGGCAAAUGUGCGCUAUCAACUGAUGAAGACGUGAAGCUGGCGGUGGCCAAGGGCCAAGAAGCCUUCAAAGAGUGGCGUCAGCUGACUGUCAAGGCCCGUGCAGCCAUCAUGCUCAAAUUCCACGCGCUCAUGAUGCAGCACCAAGAUGAACUGGCAGACAUUGUGGUGAAGGAGAACGGUAAGAACCGCACAGAGGCGCUCGCCAGCGUCUUGAAAGGCAACGAGACGGUCGAGUACGCAUGCAGUCUCCCACAAUUAGUGCAAGGACGCACCCUGCAAGUGUCACGAGGCAUCACAUGCCAAGAAGUGCGCGAUCCACUGGGAGUUGUGGCGUGUAUUGUGCCAUUCAACUUCCCCAUUAUGGUGCCCAUGUGGACCAUUCCUAUUGCGUUGACCAUGGGGAAUUGUGUCAUCCUGAAGCCAUCCGAGAAGGUUCCGUUGACAAUGUCACGUGUUGCUGAGUUGCUGCUCGAAGCAGGAGUUCCCAAGGGUGUCUUCCAGAUUAUCAACGGAACCGUGGAUCCAGUCAACAGUUUGUGUGACCAUCCCGGUAUUGCUGCUGUCACAUUUGUUGGAUCCAGUCGCGUGGCUCAGCUAGUAGCUCGUCGAUGCCGAGCACUGGACAAGCGUGUGCUUGCUCUGGGUGGAGCGAAGAACCAUCUUGUAGCUCUUCCAGACGCCGAUAUCGAGGUGGCUUCCAAGGAUAUUCUGGCGUCCUAUGCUGGCUGUGCUGGACAGCGUUGCAUGGCUGCAUCGGUUCUCCUUCUAGUGGGAGAUUGCUCAUCUCUACUUGACAAGGUCGUCGAGAAGUCGAAGGAAUUGACUCGAGGCACCGAAGCUGGCCAGGUUGGAGCCCUGAUUGAUGAAGGAUCGAAGACGCGUGUACUCAAAUACAUCAACGAAGCCGAAGCUGCUGGUGUCAAGGUGUUGGUGGAUGGUCGAUCAUGGUCUAAAGAGUCCCAGGGCUUCUGGGUCGGCCCCACUGUGUUGCUACACUCGAAUCCGAAGGACGCUGCGAUGAAAGACGAGAUCUUUGGUCCAGUACUGUCAGUGUAUCGCGUGAACUCGUUCGACGAGGCUCUGCAGAUCGAGAAUGGCAACGAUUAUGGCAACGCAGCGGCCAUUUACACGUCGAAUGGAGCGUAUGCCGAGUAUUUCCAGUCGCGUUUCCGCGCUGGUAUGAUUGGGAUCAACAUCGGUAUCCCCGUUCCACGUGAGCCUUUCAGCUUCGGUGGAAUGUACGGCACGAAGAGCAAGUUCGGAGACAUGGACAUUACUGGGGAUGGCUGUGUCGAGUUCUUCUCCACGAGACGUAAAAUCACCAGCAAGUGGAGCACGGCCAUCAACCCGGGUGACACAGCCAACUUCAGUGGACAGCUCUAAGCGCAGUUGUUUUAAACAACGACAAAGCUUGGUAUUAUUCCGCUAACAUGUCAACGUAGUGAUGCUGUUUCAUCACGUCAAAUGCAAUUGUUUUUUUUAUAAUACUGAUU